AUGGCAGCCGCUCUUUUACCUGCUGGCAACCAUCCACCACGCCCAAGGUCCAAGUUUCCUGUCCCAAAGCCAGCGAGCGAACUGUCGACCGGCGCCUCAUUUCUUGUUGAACCACCGCGAAUCCGAGGCAAAACCAUCCACACAAACGGCCAACCAGGGUCACGAUCAAUUUCUUGGGUCCCUGAACUUUCAAUUUUGGAAGGGCUUGGAAUGACAGGGGCUCUUCGUCUACGUUCCUCGAAAAACGAGGCCUCAGAGCCUCACAUCAAAGCCAAAUCUGGUCUCGUUCAGGCGAACGGCUCUCCCGCUUCCAAUACGAUCUCCUGGUCUGAUCUCGAGGAAUGGCAAAGAGACAAUGAGUACAUCAUUCAUGGCUACAGGAGGUUAACGCAUAGUUGGAAAGGAUGCUUCCACUCGGUUUUCUCAUAUCUGCAUAACGAAACUACAAACAUUCACUCACAUCUGUGGGGUGCAGUGCUUUUUGCAUAUCUGCUGGUCUCGUUUUAUCCAACCUAUGUCAACACACACCUGGGCGCAACCUGGAAGGACAUAGCUGUCAUGAACAUCUUUCUAUUCUCAGCUAUCUUCUGCCUCUGUGGGAGUGCUCUGUACCACACGUCAGGUUGCCAUUCGAAGGAGGUAGCGACCCGGUGUCAUGCUUUAGACUAUUCCGGGAUCGUCAUCCUCAUCGUGGGCUCGUUUUUUCCCUCGAUAUACUAUGGGUUUUAUUGCCAGCCUCGUUUUCAAUGGUUUUAUCUAACUGCGAUUAGCGUCAUGGGCGUCGGCGCAGCAUUUAUUGUUCUAGAUCCAGAAUACGCAAAGCCAACCCAUCGGGUUGCUCGCACUUCGGUGUUUAUUGCCCUCGGGCUCUGCGCAACUGCACCUAUAGGACACUUGUUGGUCACAACACAUGGAAUCAACGAGCUCAUGGACGACAUGGGCUUCGGUUGGUUGGUUGCCUCGGGAGCGCUGUAUAUCAUAGGCGCAGUAACCUACGCAGCCCGUGUUCCAGAGAGAUGGUCCCCCGGCACGUUCGACUACUUCGGGGCCUCCCACCAGUUGUUCCAUUUCUGUGUUGUCCUUGCCGCCCUUGCUCAUUUCAAGAGUGUUUUGACCGGUCUCGAUUACCGAAUGUUGAACCCAACUUGUGGUAUCUGA
This is a messenger RNA of Coprinopsis cinerea okayama7#130, 1158 nucleotides long. Its product is annotated as HlyIII channel protein. Gene Ontology annotation, cellular component: membrane. The transcript has 7 exons. Bases 1 to 1158 code for a protein of 385 amino acids. The record is from RefSeq and is a predicted model, not a curated record. Gene Ontology annotation, molecular function: signaling receptor activity. NCBI's taxonomy places the organism in Eukaryota, Fungi, Basidiomycota, Agaricomycetes, Agaricales, Psathyrellaceae.